This is a messenger RNA of Colletotrichum graminicola M1.001, 2103 nucleotides long. Its product is annotated as AMP-binding enzyme. Gene Ontology annotation, biological process: long-chain fatty-acyl-CoA metabolic process; long-chain fatty acid metabolic process. Gene Ontology annotation, molecular function: long-chain fatty acid-CoA ligase activity. The transcript has 3 exons. NCBI's taxonomy places the organism in Eukaryota, Fungi, Ascomycota, Sordariomycetes, Glomerellales, Glomerellaceae. Gene Ontology annotation, cellular component: lipid droplet; plasma membrane; endoplasmic reticulum. The record is from RefSeq and is a predicted model, not a curated record. Bases 1 to 2103 code for a protein of 700 amino acids.
AUGGCUCAGGUUCCGCCUCCCAAGUCAAAGCUUGACAUCCUGCCCAAGAUGCAGGUAAAGGGCCCCUUCUCUGUCCCCUCUCCUGGAGUUGAGGCCAAAGACGGCGAGACCGUGCCGCGUCGACUACCCCAGGCCAUUCCGGACUUGAUCACCAUACCCGGAGGCAGCAUCACCACCACCUACGAGCUCGUUAAGCAAAGUGCCGAGAAGUACGGCAACGCCAAGUGCUUGGGCUCGCGUAAGCUGGUCAAUACUCACCGCGAGACGAAGAAGAUCAAGAAGAUGGUCGAUGGCGAGGAGCGCGAGGUCGACAAGCAGUGGACCUACUUCGAGCUGAGCCCUUACGAAUAUAUUACUUUCCACGAGUACGAGCGCCUCACCCUCCAGCUCGGUGCAGGCCUGCGCAAGCUGGGCAUGGCCAAGGCUGAUCGUGUGCACAUCUACGCCGCCACGAGCUCUCACUGGUUGGCCAUGUCCCACGCUGCGGCCUCGCAGUCCAUGCCCGUCGUGACAGCUUACGACACGCUCGGCGAGCAGGGCUUGAAGUACUCUAUGGUUGCGACCUCCGCCAAGGCCAUCUUCCUCGACCCCCAUCUGUUGCCGACUCUUGCCAAUGUCCUUCAGGAGGCCAAGGACAUCCGCUUCGUCAUCUGGAAUAACCAGAACCAGAUCCAGCAGGCACACGUAGAUCAGCUCAAGUCUGCCCACCCCGAGAUUCAGAUCUUGAGCUUCGAGGAGCUGCGCAAGCUAGGAGAGGAGAACCCUGUCGACGCUGUGCCCCCCACCAUCGAUGAUCUGUGCUGUAUUAUGUACAUCUCUGGUUCGACCGGCACCCCCAAAGGUGUUCCACUGAAGCACAAGGCCGUCGUUGCCGCUGUUGCCGGUGUCAGUGCUGUCGUACAGCCCUUCAUUGGCCCUGGCGACGGCCUCCUAACAUACCUCCCGCUCGCCCACAUUCUCGAGUUCGUCUUUGAGAACGCUUGCAUCUACUGGGGUAGCACUAUGGGAUACGGCAAUCCCAAGACCCUGUCCGACAACUCGGUUCGUAACUGCGCUGGUGAUAUCAGGGAAUUCAAGCCUUCCGUCAUGGUCGGUGUUCCUGCGGUCUGGGAGACGGUAAAGAAGGGCAUCGUCGCCAAGGUCAACGCCGGCAGCCCUCUAGUCAAGACUCUGUUCUGGAAUGCCCUGUCUGCGAAAAUGCACAUGAUGAACGCCGGCAUCCCCGGUUCUGGAGUGCUCGACUCUGUUGUCUUCAAGAAACUCAAGGAGGCAACUGGUGGACGUCUUAAGCUUUGCAUGAAUGGAGGUGGCCCCAUUGCUAAGGAAACCCAGCAGUUCAUUUCGAUGGCCAUUGCCCCCAUGAUCAUUGGCUAUGGUCUUACCGAGACCACCGCCAUGGGCUGCAUCAUGAAUCCUCUUGAGUUCAAUGUCAACAACAUGGGUGCUAUGCCGGCGUCGGUAGAAAUCAAGCUGGUGGACUUCGCCGAGGCCGGCUACUAUGCUACCAACAAGCCUAAUCCUCAGGGUGAGGUUUGGAUUCGUGGACCCUCCGUCCUAGAGGAAUACUACGAGAAUCCCAAGGAGACGAAGGAGGCUCUUACUGAGGAUGGCUGGUUCAAAACUGGUGAUAUCGGCGAGUUUGACAGCAAUGGUCACCUCAAGCUCAUUGACAGGAAGAAGAACUUGGUCAAGACGCUCAACGGCGAGUACAUUGCCCUCGAGAAGCUCGAAUCCAUUUAUCGUGCCGCUGCUGUGGUAGCCAACAUCUGCGUCUACGCCGAUGCCAAACAGGCCAAGCCUAUUGCCAUCAUCGUUCCUGCCGAGCCGGCGCUGAUCAAACUGGCCGAGAGCAUUGGUGUCAAGGGCAAUAACCUAGAGGAGCUUGUGCAUGACAAGAAGCUACGGAGCGCUGUUCUCAAAGAACUGCAGAACGCCGGCCGAUCAGGCGGUCUCUCAGGCAUUGAGAUUAUUGAGGGCGUUGUCAUGUCCGAUGAGGAAUGGACCCCGCAAAACGAUCUGGUUACGGCGGCGCAGAAGCUUCAGCGCAAGAAGAUUUUGGAGAAGUACAAGGACGAGGUCGCCAAGGCUUACGGCUCUUCCUGA